AUGGCGACUACUGCAGGCAGCAUCAAAGUCUUCUCCGGCACUUCUCAUCCGGAGCUUGCCCAGCUCAUCGCUAGGCGUCUCGGGCAACCUCUUGGCAAGGCUACCGUCACCCGCAACGAGUCUGGCGAGUCCAUCGUUCGCAUCGCCGAAUCGGUUCGAGAACACGAUGUCUACAUCAUCAACACCUCCUGCGUCUCUCCUACGCCCACCGGUGCAGCGGCAUCGCCCAAUACAUCGCUCAUGGAGCUCCUCAUCAUGAUUCACGCCUGUAAGACUGCAUCAGCAAAACGAAUCACUGCAGUCAUCCCACACUUCUUCUACGCUCGUCAGGACAAGAAGGACAAGUCUCGUGCACCCAUCACUGCCAAGCUCAUCGCCAACAUGCUCGAGAAUGCAGGUUGUGACCACGUCAUUACUAUGGACCUCCACGCCUCCCAGAUCCAGGGAUUCUUCGACGUGCCCGUCGACAAUCUCUAUGCCGAGCCAGCAGCUUUGCAGUACAUCAGAGAGAUGGUGGAUGUCGACAAAGCUGUGAUUGUCUCUCCUGAUGCAGGUGGUGCUAAGCGAGCUACUUCGUUAGCUGAUCGACUGGAACUCGACUUUGCACUCUUCCACAAGGAGCGCAAGCGCGCUAACGAAGUCUCUCGGAUGGUGCUUGUCGGUAACGUGCAAGGUAAGGUGGCUAUCCUUGUCGAUGACAUGGCCGACACUUGCGGUACAUUGGAACUCGCUGCACACAAACUCAUCGAAUACGGCGCAGAACGAGUGCUUGCUAUCGUCACACACGGUAUUCUCUCCGGCCCUGCGCUCGAACGAAUCAGCAAAUCGAGACUGGAAAAGCUCAUCGUCACUAACACUUUGCCACAAGCUCAAAACCGAUCGAAAUGCUCCAAGAUCGAGGAGAUCGACAUCUCGCACGUUCUCGCAGAAACUAUCAGGAGAAGUCACUACGGCGAGUCGGUCUCGGUUCUUUUCAACCAGAUUCCUUACGAUACACCUCAGCCGUAUCGUCACGAGAACGACGAGGAGUUUUUGGCUGCAGGCGAUGCCGGAGGCGCUACGCCUGGCUUUUCGAACGAAGAAUUGGCAGGUGCAAGCAGCACAGGAAGCAAUAGACUACAAAACAGCCGAGAUAGUCGUCAGAUAAAUCCUUCUUCCAGCAAACAGUUGCCUCCUAGCCCUUACACAUUGCCAGAUCCUCCACCUGCACAAAAUUACUUCGCACAACACACACCCUUCCAAACUCCUAUCGCCAUCCCAUCUAUCCCAACAUCACCGGAUAGGCCGUUGCAAGAAACUCCAAAACCUACUGCGCUCAAGCCGGACUACACUCCUUCGCCACUCGGCCGCAAUGUUUGA
Messenger RNA from Ustilago hordei, 1359 nucleotides. RefSeq lists its product as uncharacterized. Gene Ontology annotation, cellular component: ribose phosphate diphosphokinase complex; cytoplasm. Bases 1 to 1359 code for a protein of 452 amino acids. Lineage: Eukaryota; Fungi; Basidiomycota; Ustilaginomycetes; Ustilaginales; Ustilaginaceae. The record is from RefSeq and is a predicted model, not a curated record. Gene Ontology annotation, biological process: ribonucleoside monophosphate biosynthetic process; 5-phosphoribose 1-diphosphate biosynthetic process; purine nucleotide biosynthetic process. The transcript has a single exon. Gene Ontology annotation, molecular function: magnesium ion binding; ribose phosphate diphosphokinase activity.